AUGGGAAUUCUGCGGCGCAUUGCAGGGAGCUUGCCGCCAAAAGCGUCGGAUCCGCUUGAGGUCGCAGGGGAAGGAACGGAUCCCGCCCCAGAUAACGCAGACAACAGUGACAUCGCUGCCAAGGCAGGUGGAACUGGUGUUUCUAAGUGGUACAAUGGAAAAAGGGCUCGAGUGAUCAAGGCUAUAAUUGCUGCGGUUGCAGUGAUAGUGGUGUGCGGGGCUCGUUACAUUAUUUCAGGAAGGUUCCCACCGUACCUGAAGAGUUCACAACUGCUACUAGACGAUGCUUCACGCCUACCACUGGACGAUGUGAGCAUGCAGAAGUACAUGAUUGACUUCAAUGAAGCAGUGGAGGAGAUGGAAGAGGCUUUAUCCUCUGGAUCGCCCAUGUGGCAGGCCUUUCAACUACACUUCACACCGUCGCAUGAGGAUAGUCAGCAUCUCCCGGGAGACCCUCUGGAUAUUAUCAGAGACCACGUUGCCGAGAUGCAAAAGUGCGAAAUUCCAUCUGCUUCUUCUUUGCAGGCGCGGUGGGACUUUGCCCAACACCUGCAGCUAUUACGCAGCAUUUGCCGCACAGUGGCUCUUCGCUUCAAGGAGUUGGAAUUGUUCGAGACUGUGAAGCGGGAAUUCCGCGCGGCGAAUCCUUUUCUUGUUUCUGGCGGCGACGAGGAUUAUAGUGACAGUGACGCUCCUAUAGACUUUGAACAAGCAACAAAAUACGACUGGGCAGCUUCUACCUUUCUGAAAUCCUUCGGGCUGUUUGGGGGUGGUAGAAGACGAGUAAAUGUAACCUUAGCUAACAAACUUAGAGGGGCGUUGGAUAUUGAGAAGAUAUUUAACGACGCCAACUGGAACACGCGACAUCAUUUCAUGGAGUUUCUUCAACCGUUUGAAAGAGACGGCGCUUUCAACCCCGCUAAUGCCCCUGCCGAACACCAGAUUCCAUAUACUGGUGAGCCAUUUCGAACAGGAGCUUUUGCCCAAGCAGCUGCGCAGAUAUUCCGUGAAUCCGAUGCCAAUACGAAUUACGCAUUCAUACGAAAGCUGAACCAAAUUGCAGAUAAUUGGACGAACGAAGAAGUAGUGGCAGCUGCAGAGCAACAAGAGAAGGAAAACGCGGACAAUGCGCAAGACAGGCUGAAGACUAAGAGGGAACUUAUGCGACGGUUGUUAAGGCAAGGCAUACAGAAGGAUGACCUGGUGAUGAUCGCAUUGUUCCUUUUAUAG
Eimeria mitis is the source of this 1230-nucleotide messenger RNA. RefSeq lists its product as uncharacterized. The record is from RefSeq and is a predicted model, not a curated record. Bases 1 to 1230 code for a protein of 409 amino acids. The transcript has a single exon. NCBI's taxonomy places the organism in Eukaryota, Apicomplexa, Conoidasida, Eucoccidiorida, Eimeriidae.